Molecule: messenger RNA, 5386 nt
Organism: Neodiprion virginianus
Lineage: Eukaryota; Metazoa; Arthropoda; Insecta; Hymenoptera; Diprionidae
Gene: Ip6k
Product: inositol hexakisphosphate kinase 1
Exons: 7
Coding region: 1978-3342 (454 amino acids)
Biological process (GO): phosphatidylinositol phosphate biosynthetic process; inositol phosphate biosynthetic process
Cellular component (GO): nucleus; cytoplasm
Molecular function (GO): inositol hexakisphosphate kinase activity
Source: RefSeq, a predicted model, not a curated record
CGUAAUCGUAUACGUCUUCCAUGCGUUUCUUUUACGAUGAGAACAAUUAUUCACUUAUUCAUAUUUUUGUUCUAUUAACAAAGUCACCAUCUUAAUAAUAAAUAGGUUUUCUAAUGUCACACUUACGGUCACAGAAAUCGAACAGAUUUUUUGUGUCUUAAACUCUACUUACAUCAGACAACAAAAAAAUGUCAUCCACAUUUCGUUAUUACCUUAUACGGAAACGCUAUUUUAAAGUCCAGGCCACUCCGCUCAUGAUCAGUCUGAACAUGUCUUGCCGAUACUGUGGUUUUAUGAACUCACUAAUGCAGAUCAUUGUGUGAAUUAUCAAGUAUCCUCCAUUAUUGCCAGUUUUUUUGCAGUAAUACAAUGUAUAUACAGUCCUUCCGAUAUUGAGAUCGCGAUCACAGAUGAAAAAAAUCAAUGUAUCGAUAAACCUGAAAAAUUUUGGGUAUCGUAGGACUCGUUGAAACUUUAUUGAAAAAAAUUUCCCUUUUCUUUUGCGCUUUUGGCCUUUGAAGAAAAUAUUAAUAUAAUCAUUGGCAAGAAACUAAAGUUUUCCUAAUUCCGAAAGUCUUCAGGGGGAGUGCUUCUGAAAGCUUUCAGCAAAAUCUGUAAUUGAUAAUUGUACAGGUAACUAACAUUUCCGAACACAGAGUUAAGCCGUUUGCGACUCAGGAUUGCGAAUUAAAAAAAUGUGGUGCCACAGCUAAUCGUAACCAAAUUUUAUUAGUGGAAACAACUUGUUAUAUGUAUAAUGGUAAUAAAUUGAUGAGCUGUAUACUGUACUAUUACUGGUUUCUCAAUUGAUGAGUAUGUUUCUUGGUAACAUUAAUUAUUUUUUUGUUAUUCUUAAUUACUUAUCUCGAAAUUUAUCAUGUAAUAACGGCUGCUGGACGCGCCAAUUAAAUAUACUCUCAUCACUAGUAGGAUGAUAAAAGUACAUCACGUCACCAAAAAAAUUUUAUCAAAAAUGCAAAAGUAACAGAGGAAUAUUUUUUGUCUGAAUGGGACAAACAACAGUUUUCUAAAUUUUAUUUAUUUUUAACGGAAGCUUAAUCCUUAAUUCCAGCGAUUCAGUUCCUCGUAGGUAUUUUAUUCAACUGGUAUCAAAGCGAGUAGAGACAAAUGUGCAUAUGUAAUAUUUUAUCGGUACAUUGGUUUGAAAGUCACGUUACAUUGAUUACGUAGGAAUCAGUGAAUUGACAGAUAGUGAUGUACGCAAGUGCAUAUAAGUUGAAGAUGAUUGAAUCACAUUUUAUGAAUUUCAUAAUAUUAUUAUUUGCAAUGACUGACCUGCAGCAAUGAAAGUUGCCGGGUAGUUAUAGGGGAAAAAAAAAAGAAUCGUAGCUAAUAGAAUGAUAGUGCAAUUGAGUUCAUUGAUAAACUCUGGCACUGUUUGGUUGAAACUGCUAAAACAUGUUAAAACUGCUUCGUUUAUUAUAGAUGUAUAUCACUUCCUGUCCAAUCUUACAGUGGCAAUUGAUGUCAAGUUGAAUUUAUUGCGAGUGUUAUAGCUCCUGCCAUUUUUACGAGCGUAAAUAUUUCUUAUGUUCUUCUACCAACACUAUUGACCUGCGUACGUUUUUUCGCCCUCCACCUCUUGAUCUUGAAUCUAAAAUAAAAAUCAGUCCGCAUCAGUUUUGAUUGGUAUGCUAUUGUACGUAUUUCCAAUAUUGUAUAAGUGCAUAAUGUAAUGUUAUACGUCAAUCAAUCAAUCAAUCAACCAUCUGUACGCAACGUCACAGGUCACAUGCGUCAAAUGACUCAGUAGCGACUGCCAUUAAGCAUCGUGUAUUGCAUCGUGUGUCAAAAGAAAUAGUUGUAUCGCUCUCGAAUAGUAAGAAAAAUUGGUAUCCCCAGAGCCAAUAAGUCACAAGGAUUCGUGUCUGGGAAUCGAGGCUUGGCCCGCUCGCAGACUCACUAGCGCCCUGAACACAUUCCAUUUGCUUCUCCUUGGCCAAUGCUCGGGGUGUAAUGCAGGCUUCCAGUAGCAGCGAGGUUUCACUAGACAAACGUUACAGUCCAAGCUUCAGAGAUCAAGCAGAAACGACCAACACUCGCCAGGGAAAAGGUUCGACAAAACGAAAGCGUGACGAUGUUCUCAGGAUGAAAAUUCACCGCAACAAUUGCACAGUUGACGUCUUGAAGCCUGAAACUCACUUGGAAAGCACACCGAAUACACAACAUUUUCUAAUGCUGGAGAAUAUAACAUCUCGAUACACGCAUCCAUGUAUAUUGGAUUUGAAAAUGGGGACCAGACAGUACAGUGAUGAUGCGUCAGCUGAAAAACGUAGCAAGCAAAUUGCCAAGUGUGCUGCCAGUACCUCUGCUUCUUUAGGAGUUCGUCUGUGCGGAAUGCAGGUCUACCAAGCAGAUUCAGAUCAUUAUGUUAAAAGAGACAAAUAUUGGGGCAGAGAACUCAAUGAAGAAGGUUUCAAAGCAGCUCUAUACCGCUUCUUCCACAAUGGUUUUGGUUUACGAACAUUGGCCAUUCAAAGAGUGAUAGCACGCCUGGAACUUUUACGUCGCGCAAUCGAAAGACAAAGCAGCUAUAGAUUUUAUUCCUGCUCACUUCUUGUCGUCUACGAGGGGUAUCAAAUAGAUGGCUUUUCAGUGUUGAGACACACCCCGACACUUCGAGUUGAAGAAGAAUCGACAGACUUAAAUUUCAUGGAAAAUAUUGCUCAUGGUUCUGAAACAUGUUAUGACGCAGACACAAGUAACAAUUCAAAUGAUUACAAUCUUAGCAGUCAUGAAGAAGUUAGCCAAGCCACACUCCACAGGGGUUUUGGAGAGGCAGCUGCACGAGGGGCCAAAAAUGCUAGUGGCUUUUAUCCAAUUAAUGAGGAAACUGUGUUCAUGGAUUCACCAACAAACAUGGUCAGCACUGUUGUUCAGAGCUCGCAAUUUGACAAUUGGAUGAUGUACAGCAGCAGUAGUGGGGAUGAAUUUUGUUGCGGGCAACACACAGCUGAUAGUUCUGAAGACACUAGUUCGGAUCUAGAAAUGGAAAGUACAGGAUGUGUUUUAAAGCGUAACAGACCCAGGCAACAUUUGCGAUUAUACGAAAACACUAAGCAUGUCGAAACAGAAGAUGAAUGUUCGAGUAUUUCUAAAAGAUUACGUGUUAAAACUGACGAGGAAAAACAGUCAGAAAGUGAAGAUUCCCUCGUCGACGUAAGAAUGAUCGACUUUGCCAAUAUGUCGUUUAACCACUCCGGAAGUUCUGUGGGGAGUUCAAAUUCAAAUUCUACGAUUCAUCAGGGUCCAGAUUGUGGCUUUUUGACUGGCCUAGAUAGCCUGAAACGGCUAUUAUUAGAGAUACUAACUGAAGGUUAAAAUUUGUGUAAUGUUAGAUAAGCAGACAAUUUAAAUAGCGAAACAACAUUUUAACCCAAAAUGACAAAUAACUAGACACUCACGUGGUGAAAAUGAUUUAUGCAUUAUAUAACUCGAACACGUUAUUUAUAUAUAUAUAUAUAUGUAUGUUUUUAAAUCAAAUAACAGAAGUGAAUGGCGUUAUAUGGAGAGACAGCGAUAAGAGAAAUAAACUCGGAGCAGAAUGUACAAAUCUCGAGUUCAUCUCAAAUUUCUCGUUAAUAACAAGUGUAUAGAAUUCAAGGGGUGGGCGCUCGGUAACCAAAACGGUCAAUAUAACAAACAUUAAAUAUGUACAUAAAUUCAUUACAAUAUAUUUCUAAGUCUCGAUCAAAUACCCGGUGAAACUUGAGACAUUCGUUAGGAACAGUGUUAUGAACACUGAUGAUCAUCGUAUUGAUCAUAAAACAAAAAUAUAUAGUAUUUUACCCCUGUAUGAGCAUACUGUCCAAUUUAACGGAGUGCUUUGUUCCCAAGGGAUACAGUGGUUACUAAAGUAAUAAAAUAUGAUUUUUAAUUAUAUAACAUUAAUAUUAGAAGAAUAUAAGUUAUAAUCGUGUACAUAAUGUAAAAAUAAUAUUGCAUUGAAAGAAGUACAUAGUAUAUAUGUUACACCUUGUAUUUUAGUUGCACCCCAAAAGUAUCCACCAUCUCGGUCAAUGUAUUACAACUAAUAAAGCUCCAUCUAAUUUUCUAGAAUUUUCUAAAUUCUUAUACCUUUCUAGGGAGCGCGGCCGAAAAGGGGUGAGUGUUUCUCUACAAAGAGAAAUCGAUUUCUCGUUAGAGAAGGCAAUGAUUCCGUAUCAUAUAACAAGUAUUAUCAAUACGCGUAUUUAAAUGUGUGCGAACUUAUCCUUACUUACCGAUUCGUGCAGGAGUUUCAUACUGACGGAUGAUAACUUAUUGAACUGAUAGCCGCAUAAUUACAUAUAAAACAGUUGCUCUAUCAGCCAACUCUUCACAUAUGAGUGGUAAUCAUACAUAGCGAAGCUUAUGUGUUUGCUCUUUAAGAUAGCAAGAAGAGCAGCUACAACUGGUUAUGUAGAUAAAGUGUCAUUCCCGUCAAUAAUAAAUAUUGCUAAAUCAUAAUACGCGUAAAAUGAUAAGACGUAUGUUUUCAACAUUGGUUGCAGAUAUUUCGAUUUGUAGCUCAGAUCUAAUCAAGACUUGGUCAAUUAAUGAGUUAUGACUUGAAUUAAUACCCAAUUUUCAAAAUUAUCAUUAACAAAUGCAUCUUCACAGUGAAAUAUGAACUCUAGAUUGUAUAGUUUAAUCUAUAAUAUGAAUCUUAUCAAGUGAAAGUCGCACCAAAGUCGUUUUUGCUACUACUGUAUGUAAUUUAGUCUGCCGUAUUUCAAUGCAUUUUCAUAAGAGAGCUAGACUACUAGGAAUAAAAUUUAAAUAAUUACCUAUACAGGAUAUCUAUGAUCUACGCAGUAACUUCUACUAAGAGACAAUAACCGGCAUCGUCAAUUGAAAAUGUGCACCUAACAUAUUAUCAGGUAAACACCAUCAUAAUUAUCCGCUCAUCUAACAUUUUGCUGUGAGUCAUAAUUCAUAUUUACCGUUAGUUAUGAUUCGGUUUUUUUACAUUGAAAAUAAUGGAAUCACUUUUAAAGACUGACAAUUCUACUGCUAGCGUCUAAAAAAAAUAAACCAGUGGGUUUUGGAUUAAAAUAGUUGAAAAUAAGUCAACACUCAAUAAAUAAUGAACAUCUGUUAUAUAUUUUGAAAUCUGAUACAGUGUAUAAAUUAUUAUUUUUGAUUACGCAUACUGAAAAUAGAACUCGAGUGUUAUGUGGUAAUCAAAAUAAUUAACAAUCGAGCCGGUAAUUUGUAAUUCCACAAAACAAUCGUUUGGCUUUCUCUUACAAUCCUUGAAAUGCCAAUCGUCAUUAUAUCUCUUUUCUAUGUCAAGUGACCAGUACCAAACAUAUUAGUACGUAAAAUUCAACCUUGCAAUAUUAUACAUAAUCUCACGUAUAAUAAAAUACUUUAUUUUAUU